CCACAGUCAGGACAGGAGGGAGGUGAGCUGGAAGCGCGGCCGGGAAAUCAUCAUAACACCGUGGGGGGCAAAAUUAUCUUUUUCACCUUUUUCCUCAUCUGGAAGGGAUGUCUACACUCACCAUGUCUGCGGAAUCAGAAGAAGCUGCAGUUACCAACUCGUGACUGCUUCUUUACGAUCUAAGACAGCGCUGAGAGGCUGCCCCCCCCCCCCCCCCCCCCCCCCCCCCCAGAACUGGUGGAACUCACCUGAAUACCCCGAAACACCGAGCAGGUUAACCCAAACUCCAUGAGCAUGCCCGGCAACGACCCCGAGAGCAUGCUGAGCUACCAGAGGCCAGAUGAGGAGGUGGUGGUAGACCAAGGAGGGACCAGCUCAGUACUGAACAUCCACUAUGAAAAGGAGGAACUAGAAGGCCACAGGACUCUGUUUGUGGGGGUUCGGAUGCCCAGGCAGAGCCAUCGUCAUCACAAGGCCCACGGCUCUCGGCACCGCAAGAGAGACAGAAGGGCAGGAAGCAUCGCAACUCAACAGAGCGAGGAUAGUGAGACGGCCACCUCCAGUCAUGACACGCCGUCCCAGCGGGUCCAGUUCAUUCUGGGCACAGAGGAGGAUGCUGAACAUGUGGCCCACGAGCUGUUCACUGAGCUGGAUGAGAUCUGUGUGAGGGAUGGCAAGGAUGCUGAGUGGAAGGAAACAGCCAGGUGGCUAAAGUUUGAGGAAGACGUGGAGGAUGGCGGGGAGAGGUGGAGCAAGCCAUAUGUCGCCACUCUCUCCCUCCACAGCCUGUUUGAGCUCCGCAGUUGCAUCAUCAAUGGCAGUGUGUUGCUUGACAUGCACGCUGACAGCAUCGAAGAGAUUGCAGACAUGGUGCUGGACCACCAGGAGGCGUCCAAUGAGCUGGAUGAUACUGUGAGAGUAAAGGUGCGUGAGGCUCUGCUGAAGAGACACCACCACCAGAACGAGAAGAAGAAGAACUUGAUGCCCAUUGUGCGCUCCAUUGCUGAGGGAACCCGCAAACAGUCAGAACUCCAUCUGACAGCAGGGUCAGCAACAUCUCCCCAGCCUCCGCCAAUUACAGAACCUGCUAAGAAUGGUGGCGGACAGGACACUGCCCCAGUGGACCUUAGCAAGGUGGACAUGCACUUCAUGAAGAAGAUUCCAGAGGGUGCAGAGGCCUCCAAUGUACUGGUGGGAGAACUGGACUUCCUGGAGAGGCCCAUUGUGGCUUUUGUCCGCCUCUCCCCUGCUGUGCUGCUCACUGGACUCACUGAGGUCCCCAUACCUACCAGGUUCCUCUUCAUUCUGCUGGGCCCCGAUGGAAAGGCUCAGCAAUACCAUGAAAUUGGACGCUCCAUGGCAACCAUCAUGACAGAUGAAAUCUUCCAUGAUGUAGCCUACAAGGCAAAGGACAGAAGUGACCUGCUGGCUGGGAUAGAUGAAUUUCUGGACCAGGUGACAGUCCUGCCACCAGGAGAGUGGGACCCCUCCAUCCGCAUCGAGCCACCAAAGAGUGUCCCGUCUCAGGAGAAGAGAAAAAUGCCAGGAGUUCCUAAUGGCGGAGCCUUCCAGGUAGAGGAAGAACUACAUGCUGAGCACCAUGGACCAGAGCUACAGAGAACAGGAAGGUUGUUUGGUGGUCUGAUACUGGACAUCAAGAGGAAAGCUCCAUUCUAUCUGAGUGACUUUAAGGACGGUAUGAGCCUGCAGUGUGUGGCCUCGUUCCUCUUCCUCUACUGUGCUUGCAUGUCUCCUGUCAUCACCUUUGGAGGACUGCUGGGGGAGGCGACAGAGGGACGCAUCAGUGCCAUAGAGUCCUUACUCGGUGCGUCUAUGACUGGAGUAGCCUACUCUUUGUUUGCUGGUCAGCCUCUCACCAUUCUAGGCAGCACAGGUCCUGUGCUGGUUUUUGAGAAAAUCCUCUUCAAGUUCUGCAAGGACUACAACCUGUCCUAUCUGUCGCUGAGGACUUGCAUCGGCCUGUGGACGGCCCUGCUGUGUUUGGUGUUGGUUGCCACUGAUGCUAGCUCUCUGGUGUGCUACAUCACUCGGUUCACAGAGGAGGCCUUUGCCGCCCUCAUCUGCCUCAUCUUCAUCUAUGAGGCAUUGGAGAAGCUCUUCCACUUGGGAGAAGUCUACCCCUUCAAUGCACACAGCGAUCUGGAUAAACUUACACUGGCGUACUGUAGGUGUACAGAGCCUGAUAACCCCAGUAAUGAAACCUUAGAACUGUGGAGUGAGAGAAACAUCACAGUCUCGGUUGUACCAUGGACCAACCUUACUGUCAAGGAGUGCGUCAGUCUGCAGGGCCACUUUGUUGGGACGGCAUGUGGCCACCAUGGCCCCUACACCCCAGAUGUUCUCUUCUGGUCUACCAUAUUGUUCUUCUCGACCUUCUUAAUGUCUGCCUUCCUCAAACAAUUCAAGACAAGUCGUUAUUUCCCCACCAAGGUACGGUCCGUGAUCAGUGAUUUUGCAGUGUUCCUUACUAUUGCUGUCAUGGUUCUGCUUGAUUAUGCCAUGGGAGUGCCCUCCCAGAAGUUACAGGUGCCCAGCAAAUUCCAGCCUACCAGAGACGACAGAGGUUGGCUGAUCAAUCCGAUAGGACGCAACCCAUGGUGGACAAUCCUGGCUGCAACUAUUCCUGCUCUUCUCUGCACCAUCCUCAUCUUUAUGGACCAACAGAUAACUGCCGUCAUCAUCAACCGCAAAGAGCACAAACUACUGAAGGGCUGUGGGUACCACUUGGACCUUCUCAUGGUUGGGGUGAUGCUGGCUGUGUGCUCCAUCAUGGGCUUGCCCUGGUUUGUAGCAGCCACGGUGCUGUCCAUCUCUCAUGUCAACAGCCUGAAGCUGGAGUCAGAGAGCUCGGCUCCAGGAGAACAGCCUCGCUUCCUGGGCAUCAGAGAACAGAGGUUAACUGGCCUGCUCAUCUUCCUGCUCAUGGGCUGUUCUGUAUUCAUGACUGGAGCCCUGCAGUUCAUUCCUAUGCCAGUGCUGUAUGGUGUUUUCCUUUACAUGGGAGUCUCCUCAUUAAAAGGCAUCCAGUUCUUUGACCGUGUGAAGUUGUUCUGUAUGCCCGCAAAGCACCAGCCAGACUUCAUCUACCUGCGCCACGUCCCCUUGAGGAAGGUGCAUUUGUUCACUCUCACGCAGCUCACCUGUCUGGUGCUGCUUUGGAUCAUCAAGCACUCACCUGCCGCCAUUGUCUUUCCCAUGAUGGUGCUGGCUCUGGUUUUCAUUCGCAAACUGCUGGACUGGUGUUUCUCCAAGCGAGAGUUAAGUUACCUGGAUGACUUGAUGCCUGAGUGGAAGAAAAAAAACCUUGAUGAUGCAUCUAAAACAAUAGAAGAGGAAUCACAGGUUAUGCUCAGCACAAAGAAGAAAGAUGCAACUGCUGUUCAGAUUCCCAUGGAGGCCUGCGAGCCUGUUCAGACCCCCAAAGCACACGACCCCAGGAGUGAUCCCUCUGACAUUAAUAUAUCUGAUGAAAUGUCUAAAACCACCGUGUGGAAUUCCAUUAACUCCAAUCAAAGGGACACUUGUCCUGUGGCUUCUAAGAAGGAUUGAAGGGAUCACGUUCAUAGACGAGUGAAAGGAUGUCCGCAGUUCUGACAGGCUGUAGUUCUGGACCACAAGAUACUGCAAUUUGGAUUUCAGCCACUUCAAUGCUUACACAAACAAGUCUGGAUGAUUUCUACCAGCUACCUGCAACACAUAAUACUGUCCACACACAUACAGACAAAAAGAAGGAAGUACAAUAUGCAGAGAUAGACAAACAUGCACUUCAAUCUUUGUGAGAACUAGAUAUAUCUUUAAAUCUUAUUUACCUACAUUUAAAGCCAGUGCUAACCUAAUCUUAACUCUAUCCCCUUGACUCGAAAGUAGAACGAACCUCAGCAACGUUAACCAUCUUAACCAGUUAACCAGUGGAAACCCCUGAUCUCAACCAUCACCAUCUUCUACUUCCAGCUUUCUAUUAAUCCAGACAGGGAAGAAAGCCCAUAGUGAUCAGUUCUGGUCUGUACACUGCCCUUGGCUUCCCAGCUUAGUUGUAAGGUUAAAGUAUGAAACUUUAAGACUUCUACAGCAGCAUUCAUCUUUGAAAAUUCAAUAGGAUCCAAUAUCUCCGUUUUAUUUAAUUUGUGUCUGAUUAUGUGAUCUAGAGACACAUACUGGAGCAUCCACAGUGACAGUAAAUAAUGGAGGACACUGUGGCAGCUGCUGGCAGCCAUAGUGAUUUCACUGAGUUAUGGGGACAAUUGCUAAUUCACACCUGAAAACCAUGCAUAUACUUAAAACUCAUUUGGAUGUUACACCUCAAAUAGCCUCACAACACACUGGCGGGCGUGUUGUGAGGCCGUAAUUCAGUGUCAGUGGUCUGUCUCCAAAAAUGUCGGCUGAAAAGUCUGGACAGUAUGUCUUUAGCUCAUGGGGAAACAGCUGAUGUUUGUCUAUAAAUAUCAACUUUACUGCCCAAUGUCAUUGAAAUAGCCCAUUGUAAAUUCUGUUGUAGGUGGGAUUUUUUAUUUAACUAGUGCAGUGCCCGUUCAAAAUUUGCCUGUGCAAAACGGGCAGAUUGCUUGUCCUGCAGUUUUGCUGCUUACAGCUUUCCCAUCUUAUUAACUUCACACUCGACACUGCAUUUCUUUGGGUCCUGAGCAAUACACCUGCCAUGACAUAGACAUAGACUAGCUCGCACUUGACACUGCACUUCCUUGGGUCCUCAGAAGAAAAUCAAAGAACAGACAGACUGACUGAGACUCCUUUGAUUUUAGUUACUAGAUCUAAAAGUCUAAUAUAACAGUCCCACCUUCAUAAAGGUUAAAAUGUUCAGUUUUUUUUGAAACUGUUAAAGAAAAGUGUUGAUCAAUCCAUAUUGAACAUACUGAUAAGAAAAUGAUUUGGUUCUUUAUCAGUUAAAAGCUGCACCAUAUUCCCUUAGCUAAUUACUAACUUUGUCAAGGUUUGGUGCUGAGCAGGUAGUGAACAUUAGGUGUUAAAGAGCCGUUUCACUGAAAACAGCUGUUGCAGCUGAAAAUGACGAUGUUAAGAGUGGUGAGAGUGAACUAAAACACUAAAAACUACAGGCCAGAAAAUACAAAUAAUGAACUAAAAUAACCUGUAAUGCUCCGUAGAGCUUAGGGGAAUGGCAGAGUUGGAUGAUAAUUCAUUGUUCAUCACUGCAAGCCACUGGUUCCAAUUACCAGUCAUGUGAUCCACUGGUAAUAUAAAAAUAUUAGCUGCUUUAAAGACAUUUGGUCCUCGCAAAGAUAGAACACAAACAACCAACUACUCCCCCUUUUCACCCUUUAAUCAGAAACCCGGGUUCUGCCCCUCCACUGUACACUUAGCUGGGCUAUAUAAUGGGAGAGUAAACACUCCUUUAAACACAAACCAGGUUAUUUUUCUUAAUCUAAAUAUAUCCGUCAGUUCUUAUUCCUUAAAUCUACUAAAGCGUCUUUUUAUUUAAUGUGUGCUAUGAGUCUGUUCUCUUUCUAAUAGUGAUGAUAUGGUCAAUUAUUUAGUAGAUUUCUUAAAAUACAUUGCAGGUUCAGUAAAACAUAAAUCCUUUUUUGGUGCAUAAAACCUUUUGUCAGUUUUGUGUGAUGAUGUAAACUGAAAACUGUAAAUGUUAGAAGACCCACUUCAGUUGAAGCAGCGGCAUCAAUAACGUGUCUUUUGAGGUGUAAUCUUUUCCCUUUCCUAUGGAUGUUGGUUUUUAAACUAUUGAUUGAGUACGAUGGAGGUUUGUCAUGUGUUAGUAGUACAGUGUCUUAUUUCUUUACCUCAGACAAGUUCAUAAAUGCUCCUGAAAGGCACUUUGGAUGAUGCCAGGUAAGAGGAUACCAGAGCAAAGGGUGUGUAUGUGUCCGUCCCUUUGAGUUUCAGGAAAAUAAUAUUUUUUUCAUUAUUCAUGGGGGGCAGCAGGCCUUUCUUUUAAGCAAUAAUUUAACCUGUGAUUCAACCCAAAUUUACCUUGCUACAACUCUUUAUUUAUCAGGGUUCCGUUGUACCAGUGCAACCUUUUUUUAUCCAUCAAUGCGAAAUAGAGGUGGUUCAGGAAAACGUAACAUUUGAAGCCUUGAACACUUUACUACAUGUGCCAAAAAGAAACACGUUUUGACAUUGUCACACUUUCCUUCAUUAUGGGGAUUCCCGAGACAUGUCACUUUGGAUAAACAAGGUUCAAGUGUAAUGUGCUCCCCCUCAUUUUUAAUUAUGAGCCAAAUCUGAUGGUUGUCUUAAAUUAAUUUCGAAUAGGACUUGCACACCAGUGUCACCUCAAAGCUGGAAGAGCCAAAGGAAGCAGAGGGAAUAACCUUCAGUAAUACUUCAUUUGUAGUUGCACUUUCUAUAGAUAAAGAAUUUGUGAUAUAUUUUAUUUUGAAGAAGUAUACUAAGCAAUUAAAUGAUUUUACAAUCAUUUAUUACAGUUAUUUAUUUUUAGACUUACUUUCUGUAUAUACUGCAAUAAGUGUGGUGAGCUAAAAGAAAGGCUGAUGAAUAAUAUAGUUGUAUGAAUGAAUUCAAUAAAACACAUUCUAAGGUUACUACAAAGAGAGCAAAGUGCUCUGAUGGGAGACAUCAGGAGUUUGUCAGAUAAACCGUGAUUGUCACACCCUUUUGGUCUAGAUGGAGGACACGGAGAGACUUGAAACUGCUUAUAAAUCUUAUAUUGGUUAAUACUUGAUUGGGUAAUAAAAGCAAGGACUAAUAAAAGAUUCAUAUUUUUAUUUAUUAUUUAUUAUUCAGUCAUUUUGUGUUGUGGUUUGGGGUUUUUGUUGGGGUCGUUUUCCUGUUUUUGCCUCCCUGUCUCAGUGUUUUCCCCGGUCCUGUGUGCCUGAUACGUCUCCUGUUUCCGGUAAGCGCCUGUAUGUUCUGUUUCCUGUUUUAUUUGAUAGUCAGCUUCCUGUCUUGUUUGGUCUUGUCUUGUCUAGCUUCACUUUGUUUGUCUGAUUGUCCUGCCCCUCCCUAAUGUGAUUCACCUGAUGUCCCACCUGUUCCCUAUUACCUCGUUACCUCAUGUAUUUAACCCCAGUGUUCCCUUUGUCUCUUGUUAGAUCCUUUUUGUUCCCCUUCGAGGGGAACUCGAACUGCGUCAGUUACGACACUAUGGGAAAGCUAUAGUGUCGUAACCGACGCAGUGUCUCGUUCCCCUAUCUCGGGGAACAAGGGUUACAUACGUAACCCGAGACGUUCCCCUUCGAGGGGAACUCGAACUGCGUCGAUUACGACACUAUAGCUUUCCCAUAGUGUUGUAACCGACGCAAUGUCUCGUUCCCCUAUCUCGGGGAACAAGGGUUACAUACGUAACCCGAGACGUUCUCCAGCGUGUCGUCACCUCUUCUCUGUUCCAGCUCCAGUAAGAUUUCCCCGUGAUGUUUUUGCCUGUUUGCCUUCCCCUGUGAGUUUCCAGCCCUUGUGCUUCGGUUUUUGGUUCUUCCCUGGCUCCCUGUGUUUUGAUGUUUUUUUGGAAUCAGUUGCUGCCUUGUUUUCUCCCAAUAAACCCUUUUUGCCUUCCUACCUGCUACACUGCGUUUGGGUCCUCCUUCCGCCCCCACCACAACAAUUUUGGGCUUUAUUGUUGACAGCAUGCAACAAAGAAACCCAUUUUGAAGAUGUGUCUUUACUUUAAAUAUCAGAAAAUGAAUAAAAAUCUCUGUAGUUUAAAUGUAUGUUUAAAAGUCCUUGUUUUACUAUGCAGUAAAAUAUAAAUGCUUGAGUUCUUUUAUUACCACUUUCAAGGCUGCUUCCUCCAUAGUACCCAUAAUUCCUAUUCAAGUGACUUUAAAGCAAAGUCCACAAAUCCAGUAAUCUAUCACUGUAACAUCACAUGCAGUAAUACUUCCUCCAAGACGCGUAUGAAAGUUAAACCAUUGUCUUUUCUUGUCAUGUAUGUCCGCUUUGACUUUUGAAUGUGAAGUCUUUGUGUGUACAAGGACCCAUAACGAAUGGCAUGACUAAAUAUUAUUCAUUUUGUAAAUAUAUAUAUUCUAAAUCACAUGAGUGCAAACAAAUGUGUACAUUGAGAAAAGAUAAGACCAAAUUGUAAAAACACACAUCCAGAGUGCAAUGACUGUAUACGUGCUUUAACAAGAACAUGUAAUUAUUUAGCCAUUGUUGAAAGUAAUUCUAUGGAGCAUCAUGUGUCUUAAAUGUUUUCAAAUUUAAAUCAUGAAUGUAUAUGUGAAUGUAUGGUAAGCAUACAGUUAAAUGCCUUUGGUAUACUGUAGGUUUACUGCAUAUUAAUGUUACUGAGAGGGGUCAUUCCUUUUUGAUGGAUGUGAGUAUAAAUAUAUGUGUAGUACGUGUGUGCCUGACAUAGAAUACAUAACCACUUAUUGUGCUGUCACUUUUGACUUUUGACCACUUUACAUCUGACCAAAAACUGACCUUUUAAAAGUGAUUAAUGAGGCACAGGCUGUUCAGAAAACCUCAUCAUCACUGUGUCCUAUUUUGUACAAUUUCUUUGUCACACAACAAGAGGCUCAAGUUUCAAAUUCUCUCCUGUCAGAAUCCCUACUUUAUUUUUUAUGUGUAGAUAAAAGGAAAACCUGCACUGUGGCUUUGUCCUUCUAAUGAAAAUAAGACAAAAGUGGUGUAUGUUUCGAAGACAAAGUCAGGGUGACAGAAAAACAAAAGGAUGAAAGAGAGAGAGAGGUUAGAACGUGGGAGGCUUUUAGAGAGACGAGCACCUGUACUGCAGUAACCUUAAUCUUUUUGUCUUGGAGCCAUAGAAACAGUGAUGCCUUGUCUCUUCAACCACUGAAUGAUUAGUCUUAGGCAAGAUAAUUCUACAUGUUUUAUAUGUGUAAUUUAAUUUUUGAUUAUGGAAAAAUGAAAAAUAAAUAAUCACAGUUGAAAUGAA
Etheostoma spectabile (orangethroat darter) is the source of this 8872-nucleotide messenger RNA. It is a transcript of the gene slc4a8, whose product is annotated as solute carrier family 4 member 8. Gene Ontology annotation, cellular component: plasma membrane. Gene Ontology annotation, biological process: monoatomic anion transport; bicarbonate transport; regulation of intracellular pH. Lineage: Eukaryota; Metazoa; Chordata; Actinopteri; Perciformes; Percidae. The coding region runs from base 289 to 3570 and encodes 1093 amino acids. Gene Ontology annotation, molecular function: solute:inorganic anion antiporter activity; sodium:bicarbonate symporter activity; monoatomic anion transmembrane transporter activity. The transcript is spliced from 25 exons. The record is from RefSeq and is a predicted model, not a curated record.